Microplitis demolitor is the source of this 5809-nucleotide messenger RNA. Its product is annotated as Nuclear envelope localization domain-containing protein. Lineage: Eukaryota; Metazoa; Arthropoda; Insecta; Hymenoptera; Braconidae. The transcript is spliced from 20 exons. The coding region runs from base 243 to 4853 and encodes 1536 amino acids. The record is from RefSeq and is a predicted model, not a curated record. Gene Ontology annotation, cellular component: membrane.
UAAAGCAAGGAGUGGUAUUCGAUGGCAGGCGUUAAAAAGUGACAAAAUCCUAGUAUAGCUGAAGUUGUCGUGCGUUUUAUAUUAGUGGGUGUCUUACGUUAAGUGUAAGGUUAUGUCGUUAAAUAACGAUGAGACGUGGACCAAGUCCACGAAGAUCUUCUCUAGGAUGCAAUAGAACAACAUAAACGGUGGAGCUAAAGGUUAGAAAUGAUGGAGUGAUUUAAAAAUACAGUUGGGAAAACAUGGAACUAAAAUUUAACAGCGUUUCUGAAUUCAAAUCAAUGAAGAUGAGUUUCUCGUGUACUUCGCUACAACGCUCUAGCGAAAAUCUUGAGAGCACAGAGUUAGCGAGAAUAAGAACCAAUAGACCGUACAACAGUCUCACUAAGAAAAGGAAAGAUCCAAAUCAAGAAUAUUAUCAACGGUCUUGGAUCAACCGAGAUGACUGCAAAGAUGAUUUUUGGGCCGCAAUCCGGUCCAAUUAUGAUUACAUCAUGGAUACAAAUCUCAUUGAUAGUUGCAAGGAAGCGGAUGGAGAGCUUAUUUGGGAUGAAGGAGAUGUUUCAACAUUAUCCUGGGGAUUAAAAGAAGUCAGUUGUCAAUUUUCGGAACUAUAUUCUUGGCUAGGUAUUUUACAAGAAAUGGUUUAUUCCAAAGAAGAAAACCUUCUAGACAAAAGUCUUCGCGCUGCUCACAUGGAGGAGCUUCGACGUAAGGCUUAUCGACGACGACUAUUCAAUGAACAAGCUGCUAAACUUGUGGCUCGCACACCUUCUCUUAGAGAUGAAGUUGCAUGGCGAGUUGAUCAUUUGAAUGCGAAAUGGGAACUUGUUGAACAAAUAAUGGCCCCAGCUCAACCCGCUUCUGAGCAUCAGGAUGUUUUCACUGAUUUUGAACACGAAGUCAAAUGCCUUAGAAAAUGGUUACGAGAAAUGGAAUCACGGCUGCAGCCUUUGAGUUUCAACGUUGACUGGACGUUUUCAGAGUUGGAGGAAAAGGCAACCGAGCACAUGGUUCUACAAAAAGACAUCGAAACACAUGGCAGGAUAGUUAACUCCAUCGUGAAAUUAGGCGAGCGAGUAUUUAAACAACAGCAGUAUAAUUUAAAAAACCAUACUGACAAUGGUGAAAUUGUGGAGAUUCAGCAAAGCCGUCAAUUUCAAGCAGUUCGUGUUGCUCAAUCUUUAGAAAGACGUUGGCAUCUACUUUUUCUACGUGCUUUAGAAUGGCAGUGUCACAUCGAAACACUGGCUACCCGUAUUUGCAAUAGGAAUGUCAUAUCUUAUCGAUGCAGUAGUGACAGUGACGAAGAGCCUGUGACAAAGCAGCCAAGAUUAAGUAGAAGGCAAUUCCGAGAACCUAGAAAGAAAACCUAUGGUGAUUCUGAGCGGCCCAGUCUCAAAAGACGCGGGGUGUCUAAACAUCUAAACCGUAAAGUUGGAGUCAUCCCAAACUGUUUUUCUGAUAGCGAUAUGUCCUCCGGUACUCAGAAUAAUGAUGAAGAAUCUUAUUUUGAGGAUGACAUAGAGCAGCUUUGUGUAACGGAAUCAAAACACAAAAUUUCUCGAAGCUCUGAAAGCAUUUCAGCUCCAGUACCAGGUGAUCAAGGUACAGAAGGUGAUAUUGAAGAAGGCGAAGCAUCUGACGACGACAUGGCACCAACUUUAGAUCCAACCAUGACAACUGUAGACGAAGUUGACGGACCAUCUCUUGAAAAGCUGCUCAAAAACUCCCCCAACUUCAAGGAUUCAUCAAAACGGCGCAAAAUUGUUGACGAAAGUUCAUCUUUCAAUACGUCUGAUCGCAAAUCAAAAAAUUGCGCGACAUUUUAUUUCAAACAUCGCGAUACUGACUCGGAAGUUGACAGGGUUUAUGAGAAUGAUUUUGAUCAGAAUGAAUCUUCUGAAGAAGAAUGGACUUACAUGGCAUCACCUACGGUUACUUCGGAAAAUGGAUCGAACAAAAAUAAAACUAAUGUAGUUGUCCGUUUAGAUUUUGGAGAAGCGGCGAUUGAAGAUAUUGAAUGUCUGGAGGGUAAAGAACAUGACCAAGCGAUUACUGAAAAUGGGAAAGUAGACAAAUGUGAUAGCGAGGAUGAAACGAAGAAAGAUAUAAGGAAACUUAUAUUAGAAGUUGAAAAACUUGUUAGUGAGGAAGGACAGAAAGGAAUUUCGAAAAACUUGCCGUCACUUAUUUUUGACAAUUACGGUCAGAACAAUUAUCGGGCCAAGUACGCAAGAAUCAAAGAGUGGCUCAAACUCAACUCUCAUCAUCACACUGAAGAAAUUCCCUCACUACAGAAUUGGCAACCAUUAGACAGUUGUGACGCAAGUGGUGAAUACACAACAGGCGAAUCUGAUGUAGAAAAACAAUCUAAUUCUUCAGAUGAUAUACAGAGCAGUGUCGUGACUUACCGCCAGUAUGAAGGAAUCGAUUGCGUAAUGCAUUCAGUAUCUCAAGAAACAUUUAAUGACACGGAUCAAACUUCGGCAAAUGAAGUAAGCAGUCCUAUUGGCCCACAAGAUACUAGUACACCAAAAGUUAUGAUGCGUUCUAAGACAAAAUCAAAUGGACCACGGCCAUGGAGCGUAUCCUGUGUUUUCGAUCAACUGAAUUCAACAAACGAUUCAACUAUCUCGCAAUUUUCGAUUUCCGAGACUGCUUUACAUCAACUUGUUGCUUCUCCGCCCAUUAAAUCUGUUUCUUUGGAUGCUUCAGAAUCUCGAGUGCCUUUUAAUAAUUCAACGUCAACUCUUUUGGAAGAAUCUGGGCGUUCAAUCCGCAAUAGUUUCUUACGAAAAAAGAAGUCAAAAUUGAGAAAGAAAAAUUUAAGCCGUAAAAGUGAGUCUGGUUCUGACGGAUUGAAUGGCAAUUCUGGUGGUAGUGAUGCUAGCGGAACUCAUAAUAAUCGCCCGGUACAAAAAACCCAAGACCAUCGAAUGCGAUUUAAGAAACCCGACUGUCAUCGUUGUUUAGUAUCAUUAGUAACACAUGGUUCUACAAUAUCAUGUCACUUACAUAAUGAUGGAAUAGACAAAAGUUUUGUCGGUUACCCGUCGCCAUCAAUAAAAUUGACUUGUUGCACACCAGAUCCAUCAUCAGGAAAUACGGAAGACAUUUUUCUCGCAAAUCAUGACACUUCACUAGAUAUUUUGAUAAAUAGGAAAGAAGUUAUAAGUCCGAUAAAUGGCGACAGUGAUGUUGAGAAAAAUAGUUUAGGCAAUCAUUCAUUUUCGGAACAAGCAUGGGAUAGUUAUCAAGAAAAAUAUAUGAGUGAGCCGUACAGCGAAGCUGCUGAUGUUGAAACAGCCCGUAAGCUUCUUGACUUUGGUGAUGACUAUCGUAAUUAUUUGGAUAGUCAGUCGGAUUGCGCGUCUAGUUUGAGUGCUGUAAGAUCUUAUUCGCCUCCACUUAUCACUAACCGCAUUUAUUCUAAAAUAUCAAUUAAUUCUUCAAAUGAUAGUGAUAGUGAUAGCGAUGAUUGUCGUUGUGUUGUGGAAAAGUCAUAUAGAAAAUUGCUAGUCAUGGAAAAUCAUUUUACUCGUAAUAACGCUAAUGUCAAGACAACAAAAGACCAUAUGGAAUUCGAAAAUGUGUGCAGAGACAAUAUUAAAUGUCUACAAUCAUUAGUGGAAGCUAAUUGCUCAAUGAGUGAAAAGAGCAUAAAACAAAUUAAUGGUCUUGCAGAAAGAUGGAAAAAUUUAUCCCACAAAGCUGAAGAAGCUCAGCGCACUAGUUCUCUUCAACGGGAGAUGGCAGCGAUGCAUUUGGAACUUCGUUCGAUUCAUGAACGACUAAUUUGUCAUGAAAUUGUUUUGGAGCCUGCAUAUAUGAUUGAAGAUAAUAUCAAUCAAAUCACAUCGGAGUUGGCUACACUAAGAGAACACAAGAAUGCCAUGCUAGCACUGAAUGUAUCAGCCCAUAGACUUAUCACAGAGUUUGGCGCUACUGCAACUUCCGUGUCAAUUUCACUGAAAGAUGCUAUUGCUGAUUUGUACAGAAUAUGGGACGAAACGUUUCAAAGAGGAAAUCAAAAGCUUUGCGCACUACAAGCUAUUCAGCAAUUUGGUACACGUCUUGCAGAGUUACAAAAUGCUCUGCGCAGAGAUAAAGAUACUUUGGCAGUUCUUGAUGCAGCUCUACAAGCCGGUGCGAUUACAGAAGUCGCAUCAUCGGUUCGUGAUGUCGCGAGACUUCUUUCAGAAAAGCAAAAUACCAAUUGCCAGAACAAAGUAAUUAAGGAAGACGUAUUAACACUAGUAUCAAGUGAAAAUUUCGUUGAGUCAGGCCUAAUGAGUUUAGGUCAGGAGGGCGGGUCAUUUUCAGAUUCCGGAAUUUCCGAUAGUGGAAGUGAACAAGAGUUGAAUGAACGCGAACGUCGUUUAGCGGCUCUCCGUCGAUUGACUCGUAGCCUAGAGAGUCAACUUGCCCCAGGAAAUGAAGCUCUCACAGAGUUAUGGCGCAGGGUCGAGGACGCUGAAGUUGAACUGCGUAGCUUACAAAAACAAUGCCGUGAACUUAUUGUCAGAACUGCAGUCAGUGUUAAAGCCAAAGUGUCAACACGUUCCCAGGCUAAACAUACAUCUAGCAAACGAAAGAAGCGGUUCGUCGAUUCAGAAACAUCACGUAAGUCGAAUAAAAUGACCGGAACUGAUGAUCCUGAUGAAGAAUCCAAUACAUCGGAAAGUUGGGUUUGGAGAAUUUUAAAGGCUGCUUUACCUUUACAGUUAGCUCUUGUUGCUCUCUUCUGCGCAGCAUGUCUUUUAGAACCUCAUUGUUGUGAGGCAUCUAAUAAUGUUAACUUUUUAUUUACUCCGCAAUUGCGAUACGUUCGUGGACCACCGCCGAUAUAAAAUGUUUAUAUAAAUUUUUUUAAAUUUUUAUUUAUUUUUAUAGCUCAUAAAAAAUUUAUUUUUGAAAUCGCUAAAGCGAAUUCUAAAGGAUAUUUUUAUGUUGGGGUGAUUUUGCUUUUAAAAUACCAAUUGUGUUUGGUAGUAUGAACACUAUAUGUAAUAUUUAUAUAUGGUCAGUUUCUAUAAGUUCAGGCGAAUUUAAAUUACGGUAAUCGGAAAAAUUGCGGUAAGAUACAUUUUACUGAAAAUUGCGGUAUUUUACGAUAAAUUACCGCAUAAUGCUGAAUUCUAUGGUAAAUGUACGGUGAUUUCCCGUAAAUUUACGGAAAACCGGCAGUAUUUUAAGGUGAAAUUGUGGUAUUUUUCGGUACAAGUGUAGGAUUGUACCACAAAGUUACGGUAUUUUACUGUAAAGUGAAGUAUUUCAGGGUGUUACAGUAAAAAUGCCACAAAUUACGACUUAUUAACCUAAAUUGCCGUAAGUUACUGCACCCUACGGUAAAUUACCGUAGAGUAAGACAAAUUUGCAGUACUGUAAAGUAAUUUACCGCAAGUCGGAUCCGUUAGGGGUAAGUGCCUCGAAAAAAAAAGAGAAUGAAUAUAGUUAGUUCAUUAUUUUCUAUACUGACUGACUACAUAGUAGUAUUACAUAUAUGGUAUAAACCAUACCCUUGACAUUACCUGCCUAAUAAAUUUUUACUUGUGUUUUGUAAAAAAAGAGUAAAUGAAUAAAAAAAAAAAAAAAAAAAAAAAACUAUUAUCUUCGUAAAUAUGUUUCAUAAUAUUUUCUAAGGUAGUUGUUCCGUAAAAUUUUUUUAAAAAAGUAUAACCUAUGACCAUCUGAGCAGGUAAGAAACGGAUGUAAAUUUUCAACUUUCGUCGUGUUUUUGAAAAUAUUAUUAUCAUAUAUAAAUUAAUGCAUGUUAAUAGCAAAGAUGUUAAAUUUGUAAUUUUUU